UUUAUAUCUUCUGAUUUAUUUGUUCUUUAAUUUAUUCGCAUUCGUUUUGUCCUCCUUAGCCCCUUGAGCGCCUUGUGGUGACCGGACUUCAAGAUGAAACAAUUGCAGCUCUUACGACCUGGCCUGACCAUCCACUUCAACAAAACCUCAAGAAACUUCCAAAAAUGGAAUUGAUCCUGGCCCUCAAGAUCAACGACGAAGACGCUACCAUAGCCAUGAGAAAGGCGGAGUUGGCCUACAACCUGAGCGAGGUCCUGCCCAUCAUCAACCACCGCCCUUUCCCUGCCGUUAACCCUGACGGACCCUGCGAGAACCUAUGCAUGCGCUGCAGGAAGAGAAAAUUUGAGUACUACUUCAAAUGGUGCAUGCACGUCGGUGUUUGUGCUCCUUGCAAGGAAACCUUGCUGGCUGCGGACAUCGCCCGCCAGGGCCAGGGUGACAAUCGAAGAGCCGCCUGCCCCAUGUGCCAACGAGAGCACCUUGGCAGAGAUAUAAGCAGGGUGUACCUUGUCUAAAAACAUCAGCCGAAAACUCAAGAUUCAAAUUUCAUCUCUCAAUAUUCAAAAUUUGUGCCUAAUCCAGUGAAAU
Messenger RNA from Neocloeon triangulifer, 588 nucleotides. RefSeq lists its product as uncharacterized. The coding region runs from base 165 to 515 and encodes 116 amino acids. The record is from RefSeq and is a predicted model, not a curated record. The transcript has 2 exons. Lineage: Eukaryota; Metazoa; Arthropoda; Insecta; Ephemeroptera; Baetidae.